AAGGUGAAAAUAUUAUUAUUAUUAUUAUUAUUAUUAUGGAAGUGGGUUGAAGUUGUAAAUCAGAUGAGACCAGACCGCUGGCUGGUUGCCGGCUUGCUUUCUUCCAUUUCCCCUAACUUUGCCCUGAAAGAGAAAACAUAGCCGCAUUUGUGAAUGAAUCUAUAUAACACACUGUGAUCAGAGCCCUCCUCAGCCGCCUUUGGAUCCAUUUCUGAAUCUAUACUUACACACAUAUAUAAAUAUAUCUCUUUCUCUCUCUCUCUCUCUCUCCGUGCGUAUAUCUGUAUAUAUAUGCUAUGGCGGUGGGGAGCAUUAUGGUUACGGGCGGCGCCGGUUACAUUGGAAGCCACACCGUGCUUCAACUCCUCCUCGACGGUUACCAGGUCGCCGUGAUCGACAAUCUCGACAAUUCCUCCGCAACCGCGAUCCAGCGCGUUCGCGAACUCGCCGCUCAUCACGGCCCCAGCGUUACGUUUCAUCAGAUGGACCUCCGAGAUAAGCCUGCUCUCGACAAGCUUUUUGCGUCGACAAAAUUUGAUGCUGUUAUACAUUUUGCUGGACUUAAAGCAGUUGGUGAGAGUGUGGAGAAACCAUUAAUGUAUUAUGACAACAAUGUUGUUGGUACAAUCACUUUGUUGGAAGUCAUGGCUACCCAUGGAUGCAAAAAGCUUGUAUUUUCAUCUUCGGCUGCAGUUUAUGGCUGGCCAAAGGUGGUGCCAUGCACAGAGGAGUACCCCCUCUCUGCUGCAAACCCAUAUGGAAGAACCAAGCUCUUCAUUGAAGAAAUAUGCCGUGAUAUCCACCGCAUAGAUAGUGAAUGGAAAAUCAUAAUGCUCCGAUACUUCAAUCCUGUUGGUGCCCAUCCAAGUGGCUAUAUUGGUGAAGAUCCUCGUGGGAUCCCAAACAAUCUCAUGCCAUUUAUGCAACAAGUAGCUGUUGGUAGACGACCUGCCCUCACGGUAUUUGGAAGCGAUUACUCGACAAGGGAUGGUACAGGGGUUCGUGACUACAUUCAUGUCGUGGAUUUAGCAGACGGACACAUUGCCGCCCUGAACAAGUUAUCUGAUCCCUCUAUAGGUUGUGAAGUCUACAAUCUUGGAACUGGAAAAGGUACAUCUGUUUUGGAAAUGGUAGCAGCCUUCGAAAAGGCUUCUGGAAAGGAAAUUCCUGUUGUGUUUUCUGGGCGAAGACCUGGGGAUGCAGAGAUUCUUUAUGCAUCAACAAAGAAGGCUGAACUUGAGUUGAACUGGAAGGCGAAAUAUGACAUUAAUGAGAUGUGUAGUCACCAGUGGAACUGGGCCAGCAAGAACCCUUAUGGCUAUAAACCUUCGGAAUCCAAAUCUUGACCGUAGGGACUUUUAAUUUGUGCGUCUUGUUUUUGGAUUAACUUUAGUUCAGUAUUUCUCUUGUAUUUAGGGGUUUUAGCUAAAUUUAUUAAGAUUUGGUGCAAUUUUGCCCUUAGUUGAUUGUUUGGUUUUGCUCAAUAAUUGCUAGGCAUCUUGUAAAAGACUGGUGGUUAUGUAGAUAUAUGACUGGGAAUCCUCUAAACAAAAUGGCUUGAAAACAGACUUCCAAACGUUUGUUGUGUCCUCUUCCUUCUUCUGGCGGUUGCCUU
Messenger RNA from Diospyros lotus (date-plum), 1615 nucleotides. RefSeq names its product UDP-glucose 4-epimerase GEPI48-like. The record is from RefSeq and is a predicted model, not a curated record. Gene Ontology annotation, molecular function: RNA binding; UDP-glucose 4-epimerase activity. Gene Ontology annotation, cellular component: cytosol. Bases 297 to 1346 code for a protein of 349 amino acids. NCBI's taxonomy places the organism in Eukaryota, Viridiplantae, Streptophyta, Magnoliopsida, Ericales, Ebenaceae. Gene Ontology annotation, biological process: rRNA processing; galactose metabolic process. The transcript has 9 exons.